Molecule: messenger RNA, 735 nt
Organism: Suillus plorans
Lineage: Eukaryota; Fungi; Basidiomycota; Agaricomycetes; Boletales; Suillaceae
Exons: 2
Coding region: 1-735 (244 amino acids)
Source: RefSeq, a predicted model, not a curated record
AUGUGGACGGCUGACUGGUGGUGCGACAAGCAAAAACUGUUGCCGAAAGGUGCAACAAUCGCACCCAUAAUUCUUGCUUCCGACAAAACUUGUCUGUCGCAAUUUCGAGGCGAUAAAUCGGCGUGGCCCGUGUACCUAACCAUUGGAAACAUUGCGAAAGAGAAGAGGCAGCAAACAUCAGUGCGAGCAACGGUCCUUAUAGGAUACUUACCUGCUGGAAAACUUGAUUGCUUUACUUCUGAUGCGCGCUCCCUUGCUGGUUACAGGCUUUUCCACCACUGCAUGUCCUUGCUCCUCGAACCCCUCGUUGCUGCCGGUCGAAAUGGUGUUGAGAUGGUCUGUGUGGACUCGUUAAUCCGUCGAGUCUUCCCCAUCCUUGCUGCUUAUGUGGCCGAUUUCCCAGAACAAUGUCUUGUUGCAUGCUGUAAAGAAAAUCGGUGUCCGAAGUGUUUGGUCGCCGCCGAUGAACGAGGGGAUCCGUUGACUUCGCAGAUGCGGGACCCUGAGGUGACAAAAGAUAUAUUAGAGAAGCGGAAGAAUGGUCAGCAUCCAAUUCAAUUCGACGACAAUGGUGUAGGACACGAGCUGGUGCUGGGCUUGUAUCGAGCUAUUUUACAGUAUACGUCAAAUACCCAUCACAUGCUAAAUCACUUCCCGAUGUUAUCCGACGCUAACCCGCCAACCCGAUGUUUUCCCGCGCACUUGUCCUAUCCGUGUCCCGUCCUGUCUUGCUAG